Molecule: messenger RNA, 2114 nt
Organism: Aethina tumida (small hive beetle)
Lineage: Eukaryota; Metazoa; Arthropoda; Insecta; Coleoptera; Nitidulidae
Product: peptidylprolyl isomerase domain and WD repeat-containing protein 1
Exons: 3
Coding region: 211-2088 (625 amino acids)
Biological process (GO): protein peptidyl-prolyl isomerization
Molecular function (GO): peptidyl-prolyl cis-trans isomerase activity; protein binding
Source: RefSeq, a predicted model, not a curated record
UACAUUCGCAAUGCUCAUGGUUUAAUUAAAACCAAAACUUAACACUAAUUGUUUAUUCGACUAAAAAUACUUCAACGUUGCUUAAAAUAUGCACAAAUUAGUUUCAAAGUACCGAAAAUAGUUCCAAAAGUAUCAACAUAUAAUUUAAGGUUAUAAUUUCAAAAACACCGUCAUUUGAGUGUUUGUUGUUCCACUUUAAACAAUUACAAAAUGAGUGAGGAAAACCAGGACUCUUCGCCACCACAAAAACGCGUCCACGAAGACGAAGACGAAAAUGAAAACUCAGACUCCAACGAUUUCGUCGGUCCCUCCGUGGAUUUGGCGGCGCCGCCGAAGAAAAAGAAGUUCCUGCCCCACGAAAAGCUCUAUUUGGAUCGUAUACCGUGCGCCGAGUCGUACGAAAAAAGUUACAUGCACAGGGACACGAUAACGCACUGCCUGGUCACGAACACGGAUUUCAUCAUAACAGCCAGUUGUGAUGGUCACAUUAAGUUCUGGAAGAAAGUGGAGACUGGCAUAGAGUUCGUGAAGCACUUCCGCAGCCACCUGGGGCCUAUUUCUAAAAUUGCCUGCAAUCAUGAGGGAACCUUACUGUGUUCGGCCUCCCUGGACAAGUCGCUGAAGAUUUUCGACGUCGUCAACUUUGAUAUGAUCAACAUGAUGCGGUUUGAUUAUGUGCCUUACACUGUUGAAUGGAUACACAACUCAGGUGACCCCAUACACACUUUGGCUGUGUCGGACGUGGACUCCAGUAAAAUUUAUAUCUAUGACGGCAGGGGGACGAACACCCCUUUAAAGGUACUGGAGAAAAUCCACAUGAAACCCGUGUCGAUAAUCAAAUACAACCCCAAGUUUGACGUUGUUAUUUCAGUGGACAAAUCGGGGAUGUUAGAAUAUUGGACGGGUAUAAAACAAGAUUGUAUAUUCCCCAAAAAUGUGGCCUUCGAUUCAAAACUAGACACUGACUUAUUUGAAUUUGCUAAGAUUAAAACAGUCCCGACUGGUCUGGUUAUUUCGCCUGACGGCCGGAAGUUCGCCACCAUCUCUGUGGACAGGAGGAUCAGAGUUUUCAACUUUUUAACGGGUAAAUUAACCAGAGUUCUGGAUGAAUCCUUGCCUCGAUUCACUGAGCUUCAACAAAAGACACAACAGUUGCCCAACAUGGAGUUUGGUCGAAGGAUGGCUGUGGAAAGGGACUUGGAAAAGUCUGAGGCUCUUCACUUAGCCAACAUCGUUUUUGAUAACAGUGGGUUUUUCAUUAUGUACGCAACUUUGUUGGGGAUUAAACUGGUUAACUUGCACACCAAUAAGUGCAUCACCAUUAUUGGCAAAAAUGAAAACUUGAGAGUAUUAAACAUCGCCUUGUAUCAAGGCUCAGCAAAGAAGAACAAGGCUGCUGUAACACUAGAAAUCGAAGCCUCCAACAACCCAACUCUGGAGGCUAUUCAGCCAGACCCCACAUUAGUGUGCACCGCUUAUAAAAAGUCAAGGUUUUACCUGUUCAGCCGGAGAGAACCGGACGAAAUUCAGGGCGACCAGGACAGGGAUAUCUUCAACGAAAAGCCCAGCAAAGAGGACACCUUCGCCGCCACCGAUAAUCCAGCCGUCCAACGACUGUACGAGAACGCCGUCAUUCACACAGUUUUCGGAGACAUACACGUUAAGUUGUUCAUGAAGGACACGCCGAAGACUGUUGAGAACUUCUGCGUGCACAGCAAGAACGGGUACUACAACGGGCACAUCUUCCACAGAGUAAUCAAGGGAUUCAUGAUACAAACGGGGGAUCCCACAGGCAACGGCACAGGGGGUGAGAGCAUCUGGGGAGGCGAGUUCGAGGACGAAAUCAAGCCCCACCUUCGCCACGACCGACCGUACACCGUGUCGAUGGCUAACGCCGGCCCCAACACGAACGGCAGCCAGUUUUUCAUAACUCUGACGCCUACGCCGUGGCUGGACAACAAGCAUACGAUUUUCGGGCGGGUUGUCAAGGGGAUGGAGGUGGUGCAGAAUAUCAGCAACGUCAAAACCAACGCUAAAACCGACAAGCCCUAUGAUGACAUCAGAAUUAUUUCAGUUACAGUUAAAUAGUAUAAGAAUAAAUGUUUUAAUUUUUA